Rotaria socialis is the source of this 717-nucleotide messenger RNA. Lineage: Eukaryota; Metazoa; Rotifera; Eurotatoria; Philodinida; Philodinidae. The record is from the annotation of a GenBank genome assembly.
AUGCUUAGUGAAUUCAAUUCAUGUCAACCAUGUUUGGAUACCAUAAAUGAUAAAGAUGCUUUUAAUAUUAAUAAUUCAUCUAAUAUUCAUACCAUUAUUCCAUUAGAAGCUGACGCUGAACGAAAUAUUCGUACACGUACAGUUACACCUAUUGUUACUGGCUCAUCUGUUGUUGCAUUUACUUUCAAUGGCGGUGUUAUUUUAGCUGCUGAUACUCUUGGUUCAUAUGGUUCAUUAGCUAAAUAUCGAAAUAUUUCACGGAUUCAUCAAGUUAAUGAGAAAACUGUUCUUGCAGUUGGUGGAGAUCUAUCCGACGCUGAUUAUAUAAAAGAAGCUGUUGAUAGCAAAGUAGAACAAGACACUAUUCAAGAAGAUGGAGGUGAAAUGACACCACUAGCUUUAUAUACUUGGUCUACAAGACUAAUGUAUCAUCGAAGAACUAAACUUAAUCCAUUGCUAACAAGUGCUAUUGUAGCAGGAAUGGAAAAUAAAGAAUUUUUUCAGGGAAAAAACUUUAUUGAUUUGUUUACGUGUAGAUUUCUUGGACGUGUUAAUGAUAAAGGCUCAGGUUAUAAAGAAUUUUUAAUUAUAACUGGUAUUGACAAUCAUUUGGCUCAAUAUCGUGUUGUUGUUAUUACAAAUGAUGGUGUGGAAUUUAAAGCUAAAGAAGUUCAACCUGAUUGGUGUUUGGCGCCAUUACUCCAUAACACAGAAUGA